CAAAGUUCCCAACCUCCUCCGCAAAAAUCAGUUUACUUCUCAUUGACACAACACCACCACCAACAUAAAAAGGAAAAAUUUCUAUCCCAUUUCCCCAGAUUUUCCCGGGAAAAUCUCGACAACCUGGUUUGGAACCCUAAUUCUUAAUGACAGGCUAAGUUGUGAUCGACAUUCACUACGUAAAAAAAGACAGAAGGUUCUUGUCCUUACAGUACUGUAAAUAUCUGCAGAGCGGUAGGUAUAUUACAGUUGAUGGUUACAGAGUAUUUCGCUGCAGAUGCUUGGGUGACAUAAAGCCUCCAAUCAAGUAGCAUUAAAGGUUGAGCUAUACAUACACGGACGUGUUAAGUAGCAUCAGUUGUAUUGUCCUGCUCCAUGGAAUGGAGAGGGGCUUGUUGUUCUUUGUUUUUUCUUUUCAAGUUGGUCGAGUCCACAAGCGGAUUAGGGAAAGUUUGGGCAUUAACUCUGGGAGCUGAGACUGCUGUAAAUGUCAGCUGGCCAAUCUUCAUUGCAAGCAUAUUUGUGCUUCUUGCUCUUGUCCUCUCAAUGUAUCUUAUCUUUGAGCACCUAGCUGCAUAUAACCAACCAGAGGAGCAGAAGUUUCUCAUUGGACUCAUCCUGAUGGUUCCUGUUUAUUCUCUAGAAUCGUUCUUAUCUUUGUUGGAUUCCAGUGCUGCAUUUAACUGUGAAGCAAUUCGAGAUUGUUACGAAGCUUUUGCCUUGUAUUGCUUUGAGAGAUAUCUGAUAGCCUGCUUAGGUGGAGAAGAAAAUACGAUUGAAUUCAUGGAAAGUCAGACCUUAAUCACUCCCAGCUCGCCUCUUUUGGAGGAUUCACAUGCUUACGGAGUUGUUGAACAUCCUUUUCCUUUAAAUUGCUUUCUGAGGGACUGGAAUCUUGGUGCUGAUUUCUAUAAUGCUGUGAAAAUUGGCAUUGUUCAAUAUAUGAUACUGAAGUUGAUCUGUGCGCUUCUAGCAAUGACUCUUCAAGCUUUUGGGGUUUAUGGAGAAGGGAAGUUUGAAUGGAGAUAUGGGUAUCCAUAUUUGGCAGUUAUCCUUAAUUUCAGUCAGACCUGGGCCCUAUACUGCCUUGUACAGUUCUAUUCUGUAAUUAAGGACAAGUUGGCCCCAAUCAAACCACUGGCCAAGUUUCUGACAUUCAAGUCAAUUGUUUUCCUCACAUGGUGGCAAGGUGUUGCUAUUGCGUUUCUUUUCUCCAUGGGAGCCUUCAAAGGGGCUUUAGCCCAGGAGCUGAAAACACGUAUACAAGACUACAUUAUUUGCAUUGAGAUGGGUAUUGCAGCUAUUGUGCAUCUUUAUGUCUUCCCUUCUGUACCUUACAAGCGCGGAGAGAGAUGUGUUCGCAAUGUCGCUGUUAUGACUGACUAUGCCUCUCUGGGAGCUCCUCCAGAUCCGGAAGAGGUUCGGGAUUGUGAGAGGUCAACUAGGGUACGUCUUGGUCGGCAUGAUGAAAGAGAAAAACGGUUGAAUUUUCCCCAGAGUGUUCGUGAUGUGGUCUUUGGUAGCAGUGAAAUUAUUGCUGAUGACAUGAAGUAUACAGUUUCUCAUGUCGUGCAACCAGUUGAAAGGGGAAUUGCAAAAAUAAAUAGAACCUUCCAAGAGAUUUCUGAAAAUGUGAAGCGCCAUGAGGAACGCAGGAGGAGCUCCAAGGAUGACAAUUAUCUUGUUCCCUUGAAUACAUGGACAGGGGAAUUCUCUGAAGCACACGAUAACCUUCUUGAAGGGAGCGUCAGUGACAGUGGUUUGUCUGAUGGAAAGAGACCGCACACCAACCCAAAGCUUCAACAUUUAGAAUGAGAACAGGCCCGAUAAUAUUAAAAGCGAUUACAGAGUAAAAUUCUAAUUGCUUGCGAGUUCACUGGGCUUCUUGGCAGCGUUUGUUCUUGGUAAGCCGAACUCCAAAAAUUUAUCUGUGGCCUAUUUUCCCAUAAAUAAGGCAAUGUUUUGAUGAUGCUUUGUUUAUGGGGCGAACUAUUUGGUACACCAAAUCUUGGGAUUCAAUAACCGUGAAAUGUACAAAGAACAUUCUAUAGAUACUACUCUACCAUUGAUAGAAA
Molecule: messenger RNA, 2075 nt
Organism: Populus nigra (black poplar)
Lineage: Eukaryota; Viridiplantae; Streptophyta; Magnoliopsida; Malpighiales; Salicaceae
Product: protein LAZ1 homolog 1
Exons: 9
Coding region: 376-1815 (479 amino acids)
Biological process (GO): transport
Molecular function (GO): transporter activity
Source: RefSeq, a predicted model, not a curated record